Molecule: messenger RNA, 1984 nt
Organism: Rhododendron vialii
Lineage: Eukaryota; Viridiplantae; Streptophyta; Magnoliopsida; Ericales; Ericaceae
Exons: 7
Coding region: 129-821 (230 amino acids)
Biological process (GO): translational termination
Molecular function (GO): translation release factor activity
Source: RefSeq, a predicted model, not a curated record
CGAUACUCUUGCCGCUGACUGAACGGAACCGACUCAACCAACAUUUCUCUUCGAGAACUAGGAAGACCAAAAACAUUUGGACCUCUCAAAUUCCUUCGGUUAGGUUUCGAUAGAAGCUGGAACCAGUUAUGGCGGCAAUCAGAGCGACGACCGCCACGAUCGCCAGAGAGAUGUUCCUUCCGUCAGCGUUCUUUGGAUCCGUCCGCGUGUUCCGAGCAUCGCUCCCUACCUCUGGUGGGCCCGUCGGCUUGAGUUACCGACGGAUCAGCUACGGCCGAGUCCUGCGCGCGGCGCUGGACUCCGGCGACGCCGGGAAGAAGGCGCCGUCGCGGCUGGCUCAGGUUCAGCAACUCAUGAUGGAAGCCAAGGAGAGAGCCGCUUCCGCCGGGAACGAACCUAUCCCCAAAAUCACACUAGAUCGUGUUACAACAAACUUUGCAAGAAGUGGUGGGCCGGGGGGUCAAAAUGUCAAUAAAGUGAACACCAAGGUGGACAUGCGGUUCAAUGUAAAAAAUGCCUAUUGGUUAAGUGAGAGGGUCAGGGACAGGAUUUUGCAAGUGGAAAAGAAUCGCAUCAACAAAGAUGGGGAGCUUGUGAUUUCUUCGACAAAGACCAGAACACAAAAGGGCAACAUUGAAGAUGCUUUGCAGAAACUACAGGAAAUCAUUGAUGCUGCUUCAUAUGUCCCACCACCUCCAUCAGAAGAGCAAGUGAAAAAAAUUGCCAAGCUGGCUGCUGUUGGGGAGCAGAAAAGAAUGCAAAGCAAGAAGGCUCUUUCACAAAAGAAGUCCUUCAGAAGAAAUCGAGAUAGUUGGGACUGACCACCCGAUCAUGAGGUCUUUUGUGUUGCUGUUUUCUAUCCAUAUAAGGUUCCCUAUCUUCCCCUUUUAGAGCUUUUGUUGUUGCUUGAAUUGACUUAACGAUAGAAAGCUGAUUGGAUCUAAUCACAAACCUUAGAAACUGAUUUGGACAGCAGGUGACUUGGACAGGCAAAUUUUCUGCAACAACACUACAGCGAACAGAACCAGCAAAAGUAGGAGAUACGAUAAUGAAACUCAAAAUUAUGGACCCAGAGGACUGAAACAAUGAACACAACCGGAACUUUUAUGCGUUUUGAUGUUCAUUAUCCAUGCCAACUCUAUCUACAAUGACUUCAAGACAAAAUAACAAAUACAGUAAAUCUCAAGGAUCCCUUGGGUUUAAAAAAUUAAGCGUCCAUACAUAAUUAAACCUAUCUGACACCCUAUAAAGGCCCCUCAUCAUAAAUCAACCUUUAUUUGCUGCUAAAAACUUGGAUGAUCAGAACCCAAAUAGCCAUGAGCGUCAAGUAAUUGGAUAAACGUGCUUGGUCAAUUGGCUUUCCCUUUGCCCUAACCCUAACCUCCCAUAGCUGUUUGCCAGGGAGAAGAAACACACAACUUCCGGGAGUUGCUCACAGAUUUUGAAGUAACUAUACUAUUAUCUUUUGAAGCGGUAUCUGGAAACCAAAAUAGCUUCAUCUCUUUUUUUUUGUUCUUGCUUUAUUUCCUUGUUUUUCAGGUUUUCUUUGGUUUCUCUGUUGCAGGAAAGAUGAUGAUACUGAGGAAAGAUAUCUCAGGAUUGGCUUUUAUACCAGGGUAGAAAUUGCCUAAUGAGUCGGACUCUUAUGAUCGGGAGGAAUGCCAUGGAAUACUGUGACAAAUGUACGUGACUAGCGAGAAGGGCUAAAUGACUUCGAGUCCACCCGUGCUGCACCCCUGCAAAUGAAACGUGUGGAUUGGGAUUUCGAUGGGUUCUAGAGUUCCUAUAAUAUUUGCCUAGGACUUCUGGGUCAGAUUAUGGAAUACCCAACCAACAAGAGGCAUAAAUUGUUAACUUGCUUACAUUGUUUUGACUAGUUGAUGAGCUUUUGCUGAGAGCUCAGAUAACAACCUUGCCAGUAUGAAUCAAAAUAACGAGCUACCUUGGAGGUAAAUUUGUGAUCUGGUGGCGUUGGCCUUCAUUA